UCUGGAGUUUAUCUGAAGGUUCAACUUUGUCCUAGAACAGAGAACACAUUCAGGAACACAACUGUUCAGAGGACGGCAUCACGCUGACAUACUCUGUUUUUCUCUCUGGAUUUUAAUUCUUUUCUUCUGUUUGCUUGUAUUUUUAUGGUGAUUCUGGUGCCUGAAACAUGGCACUUGUAUCAGACAAGGGUUAUCCUGGGAUUGAACUGUUAGACUUGCUCCUCGGGCCCCAAAAGAUCACUCAUAUGGAGAGUAACGGAGACCACGGCAACCCCGCGUGGUCAAUCACAGAUCAAAGUAUUCUCUGUCAUGGUGAAGGUGUUGUUGAUAACUUCCUGGACUCCCUGUUGCAAGCAUCAGAUGGUGUGUCGCAGCCCGGCUCUCCUCUCUGGGUCCCCUCACCAUCUGACAGCGGAAUCAGUGACGACACCCCAUCUGACCACCUGGACAGCCCGCCGCCGCCCACCAGCCCGCUUUUCGACUCCAUCUUCCUCCCUCAGCAUCCUCAUCUUCUCCCUCAGCAUCUUCAGCAGCACGACGCUCCUGUCGCAAACACAGAGCCUGAUAUCUCCAUUGAUCUGGCAGAUUGGGAGGCCUGCCUGUUCUCCGACGGUCUGACAGACUCUCAGUGCACGUCAGCAGUGCCGAGAACUCAACCAGCCACCGCUUACCAGCUCACCGUAAAAGACCUGCUGCUCUCCAACAUCGGAGAAGCGUCGAAACCCUCCGCCCAGCAGUCACAGCAAGAACUGAUUCUCAAUGAAGAUGAGAAGAAACUUUUAGCCAAGGAAGGAGUCAGUCUUCCCAACCAACUGCCACUGAACAAGUACGAAGAAAAGAUUUUGAAGAAGAUUCGGAGGAAAAUCCGCAACAAGCAGUCGGCGCAGGAGAGCCGCAAGAAAAAGAAGGAAUAUAUAGAUGGACUGGAGGGCAGGAUGGCUGCCUGCAGCACUCAGAAUCUGGAAUUACAGAGGAAAGUCCACCAGCUGGAGAAGACCAACACGUCUCUGAUGGAGCAGUUACGCCGGCUGCAGUCUCUGGUGAUGAACGGCUCCAGUAAACCGGCUCAGACAGGAACCUGCAUCCUGGUGCUAGUCAUCUCGUUCUCUCUCAUUCUCAUCCCGAGCCUCCAGCCCAUCUCACACAGGAGAGCCGCUGACCCCGGGGACUUUAGCAUUGCGAAAGUUCAGUCCAGGUCACUGCGCUCGGUGAUGGAGGUCUACAGCAUCCAGCCUGGCUACUCGGUCAACACGGAUUCAGACGUGUCCUCGUCCCCUAACGGCAAGCUUCAGCUCAGGCCCGAGUAUGCCGACAUGGACCCUCUACAUCACAACCACAGCUAUAGAGAUGGCGAGCACCACCACAGAGAUCCCAUCACGGGCCACGCCGCCACACUGAGGUGGAUAACGCAUCAUGAGAAGGACAGGAAGUGAUGUCACAGAGUGACACACUCGACCAAGGUGUCACAACUCAUUCCGGCCACAGACAGGAAAGUGACUGACAUGUAAAGCAACCAAUCGCUGAUUGUUUUGCUUGUACGAGGCAGCGAGUUGUGGAUUUGUCCGAAUAGAUUAUACUGCGAUAAUAGACUGGAAUGAAAAAAUAAUUGACGCAGCAGCCUUCAGUAUGCAAAAAGUUACAAAAAAUUGUGUAAAAUGUACAUAUUUCACAGACGCUUUAGUUUGCUUGUGAAUAGCGUAUUUUAAAUCAAACUCAGUGUAUCAUACUAAGAUUUCAAACAACUAACCUGGCAAACCUAGUUACUAUUUCAUUCACAUGCAUAAACAUUUGACUACAGCAUUGCAACUAAUUCCACCCAAAAAGCACUCACAGACAGGAAGUGACAUCUUCAAGCAUUCAUUGCAUCAACAUUUGUAAACAUUUGUAAUGAUGCAGCAGCAUGCAAAAUGUACAGAAAACACAAAAAAUAGUGUAAUAUAUUGCAAAAAAAAAAAAAAAAAAAAAAAAAAAAUGAAGCUCGUUCAGAAGCAUUCAUUGCAUCAACAUUUGUAAACAUUUCACUACAGCAUUGCAACUAAUUCCACCCAAAAAUUGCCCCCAGACAGGAAGCGACCAUUUAAUUGACAUGCAAAGCAAACAACCAGUUUGUUUUGAUUUACUUGGCAUUUCAGUGCUGGUUUAUUUAAUUAUACCACCUUAAUAGACUGGAAUUAAAAAUGAAUAAUGCAAAUAAUGUUGCAGAAGCAUACAAAAAGUUGCACAGAAAACACAGAAAAUUAGUGGAAAAAUGUUGCCAAAAUGCAUUUUAACAGACUGGAAUUGAACCACCAUAACAGACUGGAAUUGAAAAGAAAAUAAAGCAAAUAAUGAUGCAAAAGCAUGCAAAAAGUUAUACAAAAAACACAAAAAAUGAGUACAAUUUUGCAAAAAACACUUUAAUUUACCUGUGAAUAAUGCACCUUAAAACUCAGAGUAUUAUACAAAGAUAUUACGCAACUAACCUGGCUAACUUUGACAGAUCUAGUGACUAUUUCAUUCUUAAGCAUUCAUUGCAUCAACAUGUGCGAGAUAAAAAUAUGCAAUUCUGACUUUUUCUGGCAAUUCAGACUUUUUUUUCUCAGAACUGAGAUAUAAACUUGCAGCUUCAAGUUAUAAAGUCCAGUUCUCCAUUUUCAGAUUUGCGAGUUUAUAUGUUACAAUUCUGAUAUAACUUACAAAUGCAUGUUAUAAAGUCAGAAUUGUGAGAUUCUUGCAAUUCUGAGAAUUUUUUUUUUUUUUUUCGGAAUUGUAAGCUUGCUUAUAUCACACAAGUUUACAUCUCACAGUUCUGACUUUGAAACUCGCAAUUGCAAGCUUAUAUCUAAAUUCUGAUUUUAAAAAGUCAGAAUGCAAGAUGUAAACUCACAAUUGUGAUAAAAGUCUGAAUUUUUUUGUUCUGUGGUGGAAACAAACUUCUAUAGAAUGGAAUGGAAUGGAUUUAAAUGGAAUGCUUACAAGUUAAAAAGCUCGUAAAAUGAUCAUACAAAAAUUGGUUGCAACUAACCUGAUAAACUUUUGCUAUUUUAAUCUCAAGCACUCAGUACAUCAACAUUUAUGGACAUGGCUUUGUUUCCAAGUGGUUAAAGUGUUUAAAUCGCAAUAAAACCAGUGAAUCGGGUUCAAUUUGACAACCAUGGGAAAGAGUUUUCUGUGCAUAAUGCAUUAGUGAGUGAGCAUGUGCAUCAACAAAUUUGCACGAAAGUCAAAUGCUGGCCUGUGUUUUAAGCGUUGCCACUAGGGAAGAUAUUAAUCAAUGGGAAUUGGUCUAACACAGCACAUCACAUCAAAAGCAGACGCUCCUGCCAAGCAGUGUGCGGAUCGCCGUGCCAAGAUCAGCUUCACGUCGGCCGCUUGAUCAACUCAGAUUGAUGCACAGCGCUCAUCUCAUUUGUGCAGAAUCAAGCUGCCGCAUGUGCGCUAUGUACUGACCUACAACUGAGCGUUAAAUCCAGCGUUAAAUUAAUUAAUGUGAGUUCACAUCCAUCAAUAUUUUCUCUGCAUCCAUCACCCUUAAUAUUUAUCUAACCUAAAGGCUUGUUUUUGUUUGUAAUUUUGUUCUGCACAGAACUCCCAUGAGCACUUUGACUCACGGUCAAACGCGGUUCCUUGAAUGCUAAACAACUUUUACUUUUUGUUGCUCCAUGCAUGGUCAAUUUAGUAUUACAUGCAACAAGCAGCAGAUGUGAACCCUAAAAUGGCUGUGAAUGUGCUAGUUUGUUCAAACAGGUAUUUUCUCUUUCUCACUCCACCUCUGUGAACCUCCAGGCAUCUGUUGCCUGACCAUCAGAGUAUGCGUAUAAUUGGACCCGUAGAGUAUUGCACAUCUCGAGACCUCAGCGUUCAUCAGGAGUGGUCAAGGGCGUGCGCUGCUUUCCAUUCAUUAAAAAGCACCUUUCGCUCCAACAUGCACCAGAUUUUAUUGCAGCUACACUUUGGAGGUAAAGGAGAAGCGGCGAGGUAUAACAAUUACCUGUUUCACACGAGGUUAGUGCAUUUGCAUCAAAACUGCACCGCGGGCCUCGGCUGGCACACGCUCCACUGUGUGUCGCUCCAGGAAAUACAGCACAACCUUGGACAGAACGAGCAGCUUUGUUUUCUCUCUGCACAGCUCUCCUCUGGGCUUUUUGUUUCACUUCUUAGUGUUUUUACACUGCAAACUGCAUAAUUGAAGCAGAGUUCUUAGAUUAUCAUUGAUCAACUGGUAAAUGGUAAAUGAGCAUGUGAAAUUGUAUUUUCCAAGGUUUCAAGAUUUUAGUAAAACCUUGACCUAAUUCAAUCAAAUGUAUUUAUUUCCUAAUUUCCUAUUGCUUUGUAUUUUUUUAGAAAGUAUUGUGACUUGAACGACACGUCCAGUUGUAAAUAAAUUACCUCGGAUGUCACUCG
Messenger RNA from Labeo rohita (rohu), 4383 nucleotides. RefSeq names its product cAMP responsive element binding protein 3-like 3b (gene creb3l3b). Gene Ontology annotation, cellular component: nucleus. Gene Ontology annotation, biological process: regulation of transcription by RNA polymerase II. NCBI's taxonomy places the organism in Eukaryota, Metazoa, Chordata, Actinopteri, Cypriniformes, Cyprinidae. The transcript has 10 exons. The coding region runs from base 168 to 1433 and encodes 421 amino acids. Gene Ontology annotation, molecular function: DNA-binding transcription factor activity, RNA polymerase II-specific; RNA polymerase II cis-regulatory region sequence-specific DNA binding. The record is from RefSeq and is a predicted model, not a curated record.